AGGGUUUUAUGAAUUAAUCGGACGUCCCAUUUUCUCAUCAAUAGAAUCGGACGUCUAAUAUUGAUGUAGACCAUACAAUAUCAACCACACUGUAAUAUCUCCUGUAACAGCGCCAUUCUUCCUCACAUCGACCUCCGUUCCUUUUCUCCAUUCCUCUACGAUGCCAAAAAAGUAAUCUGAUUCUCUCUUUCAAAACCCUAAAAAUUUUUAGAGCAGAUUUAUUUUUUGUAACACAGUCCCGUUUAAGAUCACCUGUUAAGUGAAGUGCAAAAUCUCCGACAAGAGAACAGUUAAUUUUUCGCCAUUGAGGUGUUUUAGGGCUUUUGUUUUUAAGCGAUGUUCUUUUUUCUUUUGGAAGGACGAUGAUAAGCUUCAUUUUUGUCGGUCCUUCAAAAGUCAAAAAAGAAAGAGCUGAUUAAGCCAGAUUAACUAGUCUAGGGUUUCUUCAUGGCAGAAGAUUCGCGGGGCCGUGUUACCAUCACUCUCGGUCGUCGCGGCCAGGUGGUGAAGAGGGCAGGACCUGCAUCAGAUGUUGAUUUUUCUGAUUCUCUGCCUGUUGCUGGAAGUAAGCGGUCUGUAAGAGAUAGGUUAGGAAGCAAUGUAGAUGGUUCCUUGUUGCGUGCAAACCAGCUCAACAACAAAAGACAAAGAGGGGAUGGUCAUACACCAAGCUUGAACACUAAUGGUUUGAAUGAUGUUCACAUUGGUAAAGAUGACCUUCGCUUGAAACUCAUGCAAAAAAAUGUGUUUAGACGGGCUCAGAGUGAUGAUAACCAGAAGGUCAUGGACCUCCGUGAAAAGUUGUCAAGAAUGGGACAGCCUCCACUUAACAGUUAUGAGGCACGGCAGCGAAUGCCUGGUUUGAGGGAGCGAAUGACUCACCCUAGGGAGCAAAUGCCUGAACCAAGGGAGCGAAUGCCUGAAUCGAGGGAAACCAGUAUCUUGGGCGGUAUUCCUUCCACAAGAAGUGCUGAUGAUUUGCCUCGCAUGACCUCAUCAAGAAAUUCUUAUUCUCCUUGGACCUUAGAUCAUUUAAGACAACGAUCACCAGACAGAGUAAUGGGUGUUUCUAGGGGUUUAUCUCCCCCAAGAAAUGCUGCAGAGCUACAGAGAAGGCCACUGAACAGGACAUAUGACGAUGUGAGAGCUGUUCCAUACAUGGGCAAAGAUGUUCUUGAUGCUCCAAGGCCUCUGAGUACAGCAUCUUUUGUUACAAAGUCCACAGUGCCUACCACUUCAGCAAAGCCUAUGCCACCAGGUCACCCAAUUCCUCCUCCAAGCAGCAUUGUACAAAAAAGUUCAUACUCUGGAGAUGAACAACAAACUGUUGAAGGCUUGCUACAUUCACUGGGGUUGGGAAAAUAUGUCAUCCUUUUCAAGGCAGAGGAAGUGGAUAUGACUGCAUUGAAACAGAUGGGGGAAAAUGACCUUAAAGAGCUAGGAAUACCUAUGGGCCCUAGGAAAAAGAUUCUUCUUGCUCUUUUGUCCCGUACCAAAAGGCAACCAUGAUUAUUUGUUCAUUUCGUAUGAUGUGGUGCUCAUGUUAGUGAAUCCUGUCUAAGUAAAACCAUUGUAUCUCUCUUUUUGGGUUAGAAAGUGACCCAUAAAUCAGUUGUCACGUUUUUGAAUCUAAUGCUGAUUAAUAUUCAUAGAUGGUGGAAAGAAAUUUUGAGUUGUUUUUGAUUUCAUGUUACCUGCUUUUAAUUCUUUCCAGCCAGAACCAUAUGGGUGUGUGAUCAAAUUCAACUGUCUUCACUAGAAAGAAUAUUCUUGCAAAUGAUUGCAAUCUGGAAUCUGAAAUGUUCUGAUUUGCGGAAAACUCUAGUUUAGAAGCCUGUAUUCUACCUAAUAUAGGUUGCUUGGGGCAGCUAGCUGUUUAGAAUCCUUAUGCAGGAAAUAUCCUUGCCCUUUCCCCUACUUGUACUGUUUUAGAAGCUCCUAUUUUUCUUUAAAAAUAGGCAUGCAUGUCAUGAGGUGCUGGUGACUUUGCUUUAUGAUUUUUAUACGCUUAUCUUUUUCGAAACCAAGGUUCUCUUUACAAGCAAAAGAUCAAGGUUAAGGUACUUGUUCAAACUUGUUCCUGCUGACAUGGGACCCCGUCGUCUAAGCGCCAGGCCCUGGGGCUGUAGAAUUGUGUAAAGGUGGCACUCGGUUUUGCUUCUGGAGAAGAAAGAUGGGCCCUGUAGCCCUUAAGAUGUCAUCUCUAGUGGAAGCAAAUGGUAUCAAAACAAUGUGAUGGGUUAUAAAAGAAGAACAAGCGGGGAAAAUAGAAGUUGCUUCCACCUACCAACAUGAAUGAAGUAAACUACAUGUGGUUUGUGUCCGAAAUAAAACCGUAUGGGCAUAGCCUGACGGCUGAGACUUGGGUUGUUCAGGAUUUCAGCGCAAUGAGUGGGUGGGUCAAUCUGCAAACAGAGAACACACCAGGCUUCUAUUUUGUCAUAUGCACACACUUUGAGCUCUGCAGCCACCAGGAAGCAUCCUGGUUUCCUCGUAAGCUUUACUUUCUACCAUCAAUACCAUGAAUUUGGUUAGUUGAGUUUGUCAAUAAAUUUAUUGUAUUUGGUCAAUAUGUGCUCUUAUAUUCAUUAUGGUGACCCUUAAUGAAUCAGUUAGCUUGAUUUUCCA
Messenger RNA from Theobroma umbraticum, 2628 nucleotides. Its product is annotated as Sterile alpha motif (SAM) domain-containing protein. Gene Ontology annotation, molecular function: protein binding. The record is from RefSeq and is a predicted model, not a curated record. NCBI's taxonomy places the organism in Eukaryota, Viridiplantae, Streptophyta, Magnoliopsida, Malvales, Malvaceae.